AUGGAUAACCGCAUCGGUGUCGCUGAGAUGAGGCUCCGUCUGAAACACCGUGGGAGGCCAAAAGGUAAGUGAACCUCCAGGCAAGCGAACGUUGCACUGCUGCUUUUGCUUCACUUUUUCUUGUUUACCUGCUUUUUGCUGCCUUCGUGUCUGUCCUUGUUGAAUCUCCUCUGUUGCUUUUGCUCUUGCUGUUCUGCCUGCUUGCUUUUGUCUGUUUGUUUAUGUCUGUCCUUACCGCAAGCUUAAUGUCGUCCUGUUGAUUGUGUCUGCUCACCGCUUAUAUUUCAACAGCCAGUUAACCUAGAGAAUGACAGGAAAGCUGUGCAUCCCGUCUCUCUACCCUCCCCCCUUCAGUUUACGCGGUGUCGUAGACAGUCCCAGGCUAACUCGGGUCGCUCUCUCGCUAAACAGAGACGUAGCCCAUAAUGGAGUUCGGCAGCCGCCUGACACAACUGGGCAGCGCUAGUCAUCCCCGCGAGGGGAAAGGGUCUGGAAAAGGUGCCCUAAACAAAUACUGGGAAUCACGUCGUCUGCACGCUGACCAUGAUCUGCAGACGCAAAACUCACGGUCGAAACAACCAAACCAGAACCAACACUCUCUUUAUCUUCCCCCGCACCCGCCGUCCCACCCCACAGGCUGGUAGGGUGAGUCCGCUAACUCUGACAGCCUGGGAUUUUCGUUUCCUUUAAGACAAUCCGAAGAGCAGCCGACCGAAACGGAGGACGGCGCUAGCGGCUCGGUAACCAGCGCGCUAAAAGGUGGGUAUCACUGUGCUAGACGAGACUCGCUUCUCCGAACAGGGCCAACUGGAGGAGGUUGGUGCCGACUACACCUUCUUCUGGAGCGGUCGCCCAAAGGCAAAGCGACGAGACGCGGGCGUCGCCUUUGCCAUCCGGAACGACAUCGUGGGGCGAUUGCCCUGUCUGCUGCAGGACACCAACAAUCGCCUGAGGAGCCUCCGCCUGUCUGUCCGGGAAGAAAAUUCGCACCAUCGUCAACGCCUACGUUCCCACGAUGACCCGCCCGGACACCCCAAGUAA
Messenger RNA from Spirometra erinaceieuropaei, 1041 nucleotides. The record is from the annotation of a GenBank genome assembly. NCBI's taxonomy places the organism in Eukaryota, Metazoa, Platyhelminthes, Cestoda, Diphyllobothriidea, Diphyllobothriidae.